This is a messenger RNA of Betta splendens (Siamese fighting fish), 3472 nucleotides long. RefSeq names its product double C2-like domain-containing protein alpha. NCBI's taxonomy places the organism in Eukaryota, Metazoa, Chordata, Actinopteri, Anabantiformes, Osphronemidae. The record is from RefSeq and is a predicted model, not a curated record. The transcript is spliced from 16 exons. Bases 723 to 2285 code for a protein of 520 amino acids.
GCCUCUGUGGUUCGUGCGUGUGCGCGCGCCUGUGAACAAUAAUCGGAUGCGCACUUUAAUUGCAUUGAAGCCAUGUUUCGUUACUCUUCUUGUUAAUCAGGCUUUUAAGGACCCCUCCUAACUGCAUACAAAAACGCUGAGUCACGCAAAUGAACCCACGGAGGCUGUAGACUGGCCCUCACGCGCGUGGAUGCGUGAGGAGCUCCCCUCCACAGGGUGGCACGGUUUCACUUUGCAGGAGACGUGAUGACUGAUGAUGGCAGACAGUGAUUCCCCCACGGGAGGCGCUGACUGUGGAGGGACGCCCCUGCACCAGGAGAGAGGUGUGGGCUUGUCAGGGCCCCACGAGCCAAAGCGGGAAGUCAAAACAAAUGGUCCGUGUACAGAUUUGUCUCGUGAGCUGCACUGUGAAAGCACAAGCGCACUGGCAGAUAAUGAAAGCUCACUCCUGAAGCGAAUGUUCCAGGCAUCACUUCACUUGGCCGACAUCUGACAGAACUAAUUCAGCCUCAUGUUCUGCUGCGUCGCCUUCACAGAUGUUCAGCGUCUGUGACUUGAGAGCAGUUCAGCCAAAGUGACCCUUCUCCACAGGCGGCCGCCAUGAAACCCUCCUGCAACGUCCUGACACACGCUGCUUCGACCGCAUAAGCGCGAAAUAUGGCACGUGGAUGGAAGGAACAAAGCCUCACACAACUAAUUGGUCGUAGGAACCCUCACUGUCGAUGUCUCCGCCACAGUGGCAGGCUGCUCCACUGCUGUCAUCGUUGGCCCGGUGCUGGUCAGCGCUGGAACCGGUCCCUGACAUAAUUGGCGUGGAGGGACCGUACAUUUAUAAUAAGUUAGCCUCCCUCUCCUCCACGCUCUGGAAUCCCUUUCUUUUAACGGAGUUUCACACUUGUGCCAUCGCUGAGAUCGGUGCGUUCCCUCCUCGGCUUCUUCUUCUUCUUCUUCUUCUUCACCGCCGCCCUAUGACUGUGCGAAAAGGAAAAGGCAUCUCCAUCCAGGAGCACAUGGCCAUUAACGUCUGUCCAGGCCCCAUCCGCCCCAUCCGUCAGAUUUCCGCCUACUUCCCCCGCCUCUCGCCCACCUCCUCCUUCUCGGAGCCGCUCUCGCCCAAUCAGGCGGCGGCUCCCACCGCGCUCAGCCCCGGCGCGGGUCAGGGCGGCGGGGUCGCCGGCGGGGCGGGGGGGGGCGGCAGCCCCGGGCUGCUGUCGCCGCUGCUGCCGGGGGCGGCGGGCGGCGGCGGCGGAGGCUCGCUGUCGGCCAUGAGCAGCGUGGACACCUCCAUCGAGAUCGACAGCUGUGACAGCGACGAUAACACCUCCCUGGGGACGCUGGAGUUCGACCUGCUGUAUGAGAGGGAAACCAGCUCCUUACACUGCACCGUCCUGAAGGCGAAGGGCCUGAAGCCGAUGGACUUCAACGGUCUGGCCGAUCCGUACGUGAAGCUGCACCUUCUGCCGGGCGCCUGCAAGGCCAACAAAUUGAAAACCAAGACUGUUCGCAACACGCUGAACCCCGUGUGGAACGAGACGCUCACCUACUGUGGGAUCACGGAGGAAGAUAUGUACCGCAAAACACUCCGGGUGUCCGUGUGUGACGAAGACAAGCUGACACAUAAUGAGUUCAUUGGGGAAUCGCGGGUGGCCCUGCGCCGUGUGAAGCCUGACCAGACCAAACACUUUAACAUCUGUCUGGAGCAUCCACCUCCUCUACCGUCGCCCACCGCGAUGAGCACGGCCCUGAGAGGAAUCUCCUGCUACCUGAGAGAGUGGGAAACCGAGCAGCAGAGGAGCCUGGAGGAGAGAGGCCGCCUGCUGCUCUGCCUGCAGUACCUCCCCCCGGCCACAGAGGGCGACGUGAAGGAGGCCAAGGAGCGGGCCCGCGGGGGGCUGUGCGUGGGCGUGAGGCGCUGCGCCCACCUGGCGGCGAUGGACGUGAACGGUUACUCCGACCCCUACGUUAAAACGUACCUCAAGCCAGACGUCCACAAGAAAUCCAAGCACAAAACGGCAGUCAUAAAAAAGACCCUCAACCCUGAGUUUAACGAGGAGUUCUUCUAUGAAAUCUCCUUCUCAGAGUUGGCCACCAAGACCCUGGAAGUGACCGUGUGGGACUACGACCUGGGCAAGUCCAACGACUUCAUAGGGGGCGUGUCCUUGGGCUGUCACUCACAGGGAGAGACUCUCCAGCACUGGAUAGACUGCCUGAAGAACAAGGGCAAGAAGGUGGAGCGCUGGCACACACUGACCAACGAGCUGCCCGGCUCCAGCCUGCAGGAGUGAACUGAACCUUCGGCCACUGUGCCGACGGGCCGGAGACGGGGCCGGAGACGGGGCCGAAGACGUUUCCUCGCAUGCUCUGGGGACUUUCUGCAUGGCUAUGACGGAUUCAUAUCCUUCUUACUUUGUGUCAUAAAUGAGUUCAUAACAGCAAGCCCAAAGGAAUCACAUUCGCAGAUCAAAAGUCUAAUCUUAGAUCUGAGGAGACCUGAUGCAAGUAUGGGAACGCUUCCCACCUCAAAGCAAUGCGUGACCAAAUUCUUAUAAUCAGAUUUAUAGGAAUCUGUGUCUCUGCUGUGGUUUUAAGCAGUUUAAAUCCUUAUCUGUUAAUUUAAGAAUAAAUUCAGCGGAAACGAGGAGAGGCCUUUUUCGGAUUCUAUGGCUCUGCGUUAGGUUUGUUUCCUCUUAUUAAAUUUGACCCCUUCAUUUAACUGCUGACAGUGAAACUCCUCGGCCCACGUACCUCCCUCUCCCUCGCAAUAAUGUUUCGCCUGAUGCUUCCGAAGAUUUCCAAGUGGUCUUAAUAUCGUCAGAUGUUUUGUAUCUAUUGAUCUGAUUGCCACUGGAUUGCCUGCAGACAUGAUGAUAUAAUUGGUUCUUCCACGUUGAUGGUUUGUGUGAGCUAUUUGCAUGCUUGCUGUUGACGCUGCCAGGCUCCGCUGCAGGCUGAAAUGUUCAUCAUUGUGUUGUUCCCAAUUCUCCCGAGACGUUUCCAUUUAAUUUGGACUAACCUUUUCUUAUGUUGUUCACAGGUGUUUGAUGUGUCAGCUCUGAUAUCAGUGUAACAGUUUCUUGUUGAUGACAAAUUGGUGUUGACCUCGUUUCGCCUCACACCAGCGGUGUAACGGGAACGUUUCAGGACAUCAUGUUUUCAUGGAGCUCUGUGGUCACACGGUGAACAAAAUCAUCCGCUUUUGUUUAGCAUCAGAUUUACAGACAUGAAUGGCGUGAAGAGCACAGUGUGGUCUAAUAACUCUCCGUGGCUGCUGCUUUACUGUGGACUGCAUUAACCAAGCUGCAGGUUCUAUCUGUGCUCAGUCUCACGUGGUAAACGAGGCAAAGCUCAAAAUGCUAAUGUAAAUAUUUAUGGUGUUUUACUUGCUUUGAAUGUUUGUCUUUUAGAACAUACAGUGUGCAUGAUUGUUUCUUUUUUAUAUAUAUAUGUAUAUAUAUAAAACAUGCUGAUUUAC